Messenger RNA from Macroventuria anomochaeta, 285 nucleotides. RefSeq lists its product as uncharacterized. Bases 1 to 285 code for a protein of 94 amino acids. NCBI's taxonomy places the organism in Eukaryota, Fungi, Ascomycota, Dothideomycetes, Pleosporales, Didymellaceae. The transcript has 2 exons. The record is from RefSeq and is a predicted model, not a curated record.
AUGGAGAAGAGAUCACGGUGGACAGAGCUCUCAAGCCGACGAUCGAGCUAUCUGCUUUACGAACUCAUCGACCGACCGACUAGCACCGCUGUGUACCGCGGUCCGCUUGCCUCACUCAACAAAACGCUGAAGACCUUCAACGAUUUUCCUGAACUGGCUUUCAAGGUCGAGCGCAUGUGGUUCCGUAGAUUCUACACCGCUGAGACAAACCGCCUCACAGCUGACAUGCUACAAAACUGCAUGAACCUUGCGUCACUGUCCAUCCCGUGGACCACUAUUCGGUAG